Myripristis murdjan (pinecone soldierfish) is the source of this 1457-nucleotide messenger RNA. It is a transcript of the gene nutf2, whose product is annotated as nuclear transport factor 2. Lineage: Eukaryota; Metazoa; Chordata; Actinopteri; Holocentriformes; Holocentridae. The coding region runs from base 150 to 533 and encodes 127 amino acids. The record is from RefSeq and is a predicted model, not a curated record. The transcript has 5 exons. Gene Ontology annotation, biological process: nucleocytoplasmic transport.
CUCAAACUACAAUUCCCAUAAGGCACCGGGCAGAUUACGGCGGUGAGCGCGUGCCGUCGUAGCGAAGUAGACACACUGCUCCGUGUAAUCAGUAUAGCGGGCGACCGAGCGCGGUGUUGGUUAGUGUGUGUGUUGCAGGGUGUUUCAGGAUGGGGGACAAGCCUCUGUGGGAGCAGAUAGGAUCCAGCUUUGUGCAACACUACUACCAGCUGUUUGACACUGACAGAACACAGCUCGGUUCAAUAUACAUUGAUGAGUCAUGCCUUACGUGGGAGGGACAGCAGUUCCAGGGGAAAAGAGCAAUUGUUGAGAAACUAUCUAGUCUUCCCUUCACAAAAAUAGCCCACAGUAUAACAGCGCAGGACCACCAGCCCACCCCAGACUGCUGCAUCUUGAGCAUGGUCGUAGGACAGCUAAAAGCAGAUGAAGACCCCAUCAUGGGAUUCCACCAGAGUUUCAUCCUGAAGAACAUAAAUGAAGCAUGGGUGUGCACCAAUGACAUGUUCAGGCUGGCACUCCACAACUUUGGCUAAACACCUCUCCCUGCUCUGGUGGGCAGGGGCGGUCAUAGCGGAGGGCGCAGUGUGAAAAAAAGGAUGGAGGGAAGGGAGGGAGGAGUUGAGGAUGAGGAGGAAAGAAGACACUCAUCCCUCCCUCUCUCCCUCUUGUCCCGUUCACACCCGUUUGACAAGCAAACAGACACCGGAUUCUAGACGUCAAUCACAGAACCUCAUGCGGGUGGGUUUUCAGACCACCCCAACCAAUAGAAGUGCGAUGUGUUUCUUUUGCUGAGUGCCGGCUGACCAAUCAGAUGCCCCUGUCUGCCCCUCCACUGAUCUGCAUGACGCUGGGAGCCCCCCCUCCCCAUUACAGUAUCUACACUCAAGCCAGACCAGGAAGACAUUUACCAGCUUACUGACGCCAUUAACUCAUAUUCUACUCUGCUCUCCUCUUCUUUACUUAAUUCUAAUGCGUUUCGACUUCACUCUGCUCUGCUCUACUGUUGAUGACUUUACCAUUCUCAACUCAGUUCUUUUAGCACUAUCGUUGACUGGUGUAGAUCCAUGUUCAAGGUUCAGAGUCAGAUUCUUCAGUUCCUACUUUCUAGUGUUUUAAUUUCUUUUUAGAAGCCACUUGUGUGCAGUUUUUAGCUUGCCUUAGUGUGUUCUACAACUGAGUUAUGUUUGCAUUGAUGGUUAAAUUUUGCCAUGGUUCAUGUUUUCAUGUCAGGUUUUGCUCUCGCAAACCAAAGAGUCAUGGAGGACAUGAAGUUUGACCUUGCUGUGUGAUCAGCGCUUACCCUGCUCUCUCUCUCUCUCUCUCUCUCUCUCUCUCUCUCUCACUCUCUCUCUCUCUCUCUCUCGCUCUGACUUGCCCUCCCUGUCUCUCAUUUCUCUCUGGCAGUUAACAUGGUUACUACAGCCACGAUACACAAUAAAACCUGGACUUUUUUCUUA